Molecule: messenger RNA, 3246 nt
Organism: Prorocentrum cordatum
Lineage: Eukaryota; Dinophyceae; Prorocentrales; Prorocentraceae
Source: the annotation of a GenBank genome assembly
AUGGCGACGAUCGAUCGGACUCUAGACGCAGACAAGAUGCUGGCUCUCGUCUGCUACGACGACGACGCUGCUGGGCUGCUCUACCACCACCGUGUCUUGUUCACCAGGGUGGCUGCUGGUCGGUGGAUCAGAGGGCCCCCAAACGGAGAUGACUAUGAGGGGGACUUCAAUGGGGUUGAUGUGCGGCCGCUGGCUCCGAGCGUGUCCUUCCAGGUCGACCCGGGUGCGACGAUGCGCGCGUUUCGAGGGCCGCUGCGAACCCCUGCUCGGAUCGCCACCAUGCACGAGCAGGCGCGCGAGAUCACUGAGGUGCUGGGGGCUGCUCCUGCACCAGGGGCGAAGGGCGUGGCAGGCCCCAGCGGGCGCGUGGCGGACCCCUCGUCGGCCGAGUUCGAUCAGGUCGUCACUGCCGCGAGGCUCGCUGACUCCACCGAUGAUCGCGAUGAUGGUGUCAGAGUUCAGCGGUUGGCUCUCGUCGACGGCAACGCCCAGCUGGUCGAGCUUGUGAAGGACUCAGACCACGAUGCGAGGCUUGCUCGGAAGCGGGGUCGACUGCCUGGCGGUGCUUCGGGCGACCUACGGCUGCUUGGUCAUUUCCUGGAUUCUGCGCCAAGGCAAGUGCCGCCGCUGUCGGAGGCGAUGGAGCUUGCGACGCCCAAGGCUUUCGCAGGAUGGCCUCAUCCUGGGCCAAAGGCUAUCCAGGAGUUUCUCGAGUCGGAACUUGGGAACGGCGGUGACCUUCAGGUGUGGCUCGACGCUCUCAUGCAUAAGUCUGGGGUCAGCGAGAACUCGUUCGUGGCACGUGUGCUUCGGGACCUAGUCCAGAUCGCGAGGCUCGAGAUCGGCUGCGACCAGAUCGCGUCGACCAACCUCGCCUGCACCGAGCAGGCGGUGCUCAGGUUCCACGUGAUCCAGCAGGUUCAACGUGAUCCCAGCUUUGCAGGCCUGGACAUCGGCACCAUCGGGUCUUACGACCAGAUCGGCAGGGCUCACUUGCACGGCUACGACACUUGGCUCGGCAGCGAGCAGAAGGAGGAGGCCAAGACGAUGGAGGUCCAACGGAAGUGGCGUGAGGUGCUGGCCGCCGAGCGCCGUUGCUCUGACAAUCGAGAUGGGCCUCCCGACCUGAAGUCCGAGGCGAAGGCAGAGGCAAAUGACCUGCACUGCGUUGGGGAGAAGAACCUCGCCCCGUAUCAGCCCGAUCUUCUGAAGAUCGCGAAGGGCAAGACGGUGCCAAAGCCCGCCGUCGAUUUGCUGCCGCCCGAGGAGGCGGCCUUCUUGAUUGAUCCGGAUAGGUACCUCGUUCGCUCGCAACCCGAGAUCGAUGCCUGGAAUGAGGAGCACCCGACUUUCAGGCCUUACUGGGACCCCCACUUGCGACAGGAUCGGUCGGCGCGGCUCGACCUCUACCGUAAGCUCUAUGACAAGGGACUCCUGGGGUUCAGAACUCGUAUCAAGGCGAAGGUGGGGAUAUUCUUUGUGUGGAAGUCGUCUCGUCGUGGGAUCAAGCUUAUCGUUGACGCCCGGAUGCCGAACGGCCACCGCCGCUUGCCGCCGAAGACUAGACUAGGGGGAGCUGGCGCCCUCUCGCAGCUCGACGGUUGGCUCGACCAGGAUGAGCUCGCCAGCUUGGCGCAGGGGUGUGGCCCGAUUGCCGAGGUCCCGAACCUCUCCGUCUGUGUUGGUGACGUGGAGGACGCCUUCUAUCAGUUCUCGGUCGAGUCGAUGGCCGAGUGGUUCGGCCUAGACGACCCCGUCCGAUGCUCCGAGUUCGGCUUCUCGCAGAUCUUCGACAACGACCUCGAGAGGCUUCGCCCUGCCCGGUCCACGGUUUCGUCAGAUUAUGCUGCGAUCAAGAGGGAGCUUGAGAGCGUGGGGUUCACGUUGCACGAGGAGGGCGGGGACGCCCUGCUGGUCGAGAAGGUGGGCAUCGUGAUAGACAAGAGCAGGUGCAGCAUUCGUCACAAGCCUGAGAGGGCGUGGCGGUUGUAUCUUGGGAUUAAGUAUCUUCUGAAGUUGCGUCGGGUGACUGGAGAGGCAGUUCGUGUUUUGCUGGGUCACUGCAUCCACUACCUUGUCCUCCUGAGGCCGGCGAUGUCUGUCUUUGCCCACGCCUAUCGGUUUGUGAACGACAGCCUAGGACGUACGUGUGAGUUACCUGGCCAGGUGAAGCGUGAGUUCCGCGUGAUGGCGGGGCUCGUUUUCUCGGCCGAGGCACGGCUGUCCGUUCCGAGUUCGGAUCGAGCCUACUGUGGAGACGCGUCAGGGAAGGGGUACGCCGUCAUGGACACCCCCAUGGGCCCCGCGGAGUUCCGAAAGCUUACUCGGUGGAAGGAGCGUCGGCGGUUCGUGGAGGUAGAGGGGGAUCGCGGGGACACCAUGAGGACCUCUGGGAACCUGCCGCCCCCGAACCCUGGCUGGUCUGCUGAUCUUGAGGUGCCUGACACAUCAUAUUCACGGUGGCUUCUGGAGUCUGCUGGGAUGCCCAACCCGUCUUCGGGCGUUCUGGAGUCGGGUGGUUUUCGUUCUGGAAUAUGUAAACUACGUGGUAAGGAGCGUAGACAGCUAGAGCAGAAGGAGAUAGUUGGCAUGGUCCCGAUCCUUCCCGAGGACGUUGUCGAGCCUGGUCGCUGGCGUGCCUUAUUCGAGGGGAGGUGGAAGAGGGACGAGGCCAUCCAUAUGAAGGAGGGGAGGGUGAUUCUAAUGGCGCUCCGCAGAGAGUCGUAUACUCGUCCAGCCUUCCUGGAGCUCUACUCUGGCUGUGGGGCUCUGACUUCUGGGAUGGCCGAGGUUGGCCUCAGGGUGUCCGUGCCGUUCGAUGUCGCCGAGGGUCCGGAGUUCAAUCUCGAGAAGCGGGGGGUCCAGGACGUCGUGAUCAGGGUGAUCAAGCUCUGCACGGAUCUGAAGGUACACUUCUCCCUCGAGAACCCCAAGACCUCGUCCCUGUUUAGGCAGCCCGAGAUCCUGAAGGCUUUGAAAUACGCGGACGCGUUCUUUGUCGAGUAUGCACCUCCCGCGUCGCUGGACCUCGCCCUGGGCCGGGGCGACAGGCGCCUGGGGCACGGGUCCAACUUGCCGCUGCGCGUGUUCAACGUCUCGGAGCGGAAGGCCUACACGGACGCUAACAACAAGUUCGUCGCCUUCGCCCGCCGCAGCGGUCUGCCGUUGGACACCGCUGAUCAUGUCGACGAGGCGCUGGAGAGGUUCAUGGAGCUGCUGGUCCUGAGCAGGAGCCGCAGUCAGUAG